Molecule: messenger RNA, 678 nt
Organism: Arvicola amphibius (Eurasian water vole)
Lineage: Eukaryota; Metazoa; Chordata; Mammalia; Rodentia; Cricetidae
Gene: Caly
Product: calcyon neuron specific vesicular protein
Exons: 4
Coding region: 1-678 (225 amino acids)
Biological process (GO): clathrin coat assembly; G protein-coupled dopamine receptor signaling pathway; endosomal transport
Cellular component (GO): endosome; membrane
Molecular function (GO): clathrin light chain binding
Source: RefSeq, a predicted model, not a curated record
AUGGUGAAGCUGGGCUGCAGCUUCUCUGGGAAGUCAGGCAAGGAAAUGGGAGGCCACGAAGGGGCUAUCAUGGACAGUGUCCCUCUGAUCAGCCCCCUAGAUGUCAGCCAGCUUCAGCCCUCAUUCUCUGACCAGGUGCUCAUCAAAACACAGACAGAAUAUCAGCUUUCCUCCUCAGACCAGACAAAGAAGUUUGCAGAUUUGGAGGGUCAAAGGCUGGCCUGUGGCCACCCAGAGGAAGGACGCAAAGUGCCGACUGCAAGGAUGAUCGCCUUCGUAAUGGCUCUCAUGGGCUGUGUGCUGAUCAUGUACAAGGCCAUUUGGUAUGACCAGUUCUCCUGCCCGGAUGGCUUCCUGCUUCGGCACAAGAUCUGCACCCCGUUGACCCUGGAGAUGUACUACACGGAGAUGGACCCCGAGCGCCACCGCAGCAUCCUGGCAGCCAUGGGCGCCUACCCAAUGAACCACAAGCAUGGCACCGAGAUGCCCGCUGUCUGGGGGAACAACUACCGGGCCUCCAAGGGGGAGCAUAAGAGCCCCACCCCAGCGGCAGGGGUUGUGUCCACUGCAGCUGCAACGGCAGCAGCGGGCACAGAGCCAUCAGGGAAGCCUUUGACCAUAAGAGAGAAAGAAGACCCACAAAAGGUGGAGGGCGUGCCGUCCCAGGCCCCCCAGUGA